Salvelinus namaycush (lake trout) is the source of this 8378-nucleotide messenger RNA. Its product is annotated as talin-2-like. The transcript is spliced from 56 exons. Gene Ontology annotation, molecular function: integrin binding; actin filament binding; structural constituent of cytoskeleton. NCBI's taxonomy places the organism in Eukaryota, Metazoa, Chordata, Actinopteri, Salmoniformes, Salmonidae. Gene Ontology annotation, cellular component: plasma membrane; focal adhesion; cytoskeleton. Bases 22 to 7650 code for a protein of 2542 amino acids. The record is from RefSeq and is a predicted model, not a curated record. Gene Ontology annotation, biological process: cell-cell adhesion.
CCCCCCACACCACCCGCCAAGAUGGUGGCCCUGUCCCUGAAGAUCUGUGUCCGCCAGUGCAACCUGGUGAAGACCAUGCAGUUUGAGCCGUCCACGGCCGUCUACGACGCCUGCAGAAUCAUCAGAGAGAGGGUUCCCGAAGCCCAGACUGGACAAGCCUCAGACUACGGCCUGUUCCUUUCUGAUGAGGACCCCAGGAAAGGAAUCUGGCUGGAGUCAGGAAGAACUCUGGAUUAUUACAUGCUGCGGAACGGGGAUAUCCUUGAUUACAAGAAGAAACAGAGGCCAUUGAAGAUCAAGAUGCUGGAUGGAGCUGUGAAAACCAUCAUGGUGGACGACUCCAAAACAGUGGGAGAGCUGUUAGUGACAAUAUGCAGUAGAAUAGGAAUCACCAACUACGAGGAGUACUCUCUGAUCCAGGAGGUAAUGGAGGAGAAGAAGGAGGAUGGGCUGGGCACCCUGAAGAAAGACAGGACUCUGCUCCGAGACGAGAGGAAGAUGGAGAAACUCAAAGCCAAGCUUCACACAGACGACGACUUGAACUGGCUUGACCACAGCAGAACGUUCCGUGAGCAGGGGGUGGAGGAGACCGAAACUCUUCUGCUCAGGAGGAAGUUCUUCUACUCAGACCAGAACGUGGACUCACGAGACCCGGUCCAGCUCAACCUGCUCUACGUCCAGGCACGAGAUGACAUCCUAAAUAGUUCUCACCCUGUGUCCUUCGACAAGGCCUGUGAGUUUGCAGGGAUUCAGGCUCAGAUCCAGUUUGGACCGCACAUAGAACACAAACACAAACCUGGAUUCCUAGACCUCAAGGAGUUUCUACCUAAAGAAUAUAUCAAGCAGCGAGGGAAUGAAAAGAAAAUCUUUCAGGACCACAAGAACUGUGGUGAGAUGACAGAGAUAGAAGCUAAAGUAAAGUACGUGAAGCUAGCCAGGUCCCUAAGGACAUACGGAGUGUCUUUCUUCCUGGUGAAGGAGAAGAUGAAGAGUAAGAAUAAGCUGGUUCCCAGGCUGUUGGGGAUAACCAAAGAGUCAGUGAUGAGGGUGGAGGAGAAGACCAAAGACGUGGUGCAGGAGUGGCCCCUCACCACUGUAAAGAGAUGGGCCGCCUCGCCCAAGAGCUUCACCCUGGAUUUUGGGGAGUACCAGGAGAGCUACUACUCAGUCCAGACCACUGAGGGAGAACAAAUCUCUCAGCUCAUCGCUGGAUACAUCGACAUCAUCCUCAAAAAGAAGCAAAGUAAAGACCGUUUUGGUUUAGAAGGAGAUGAAGAAUCCACCAUGCUGGAAGAAUCCGUCUCCCCAAAGAAGUCGACGAUCCUGCAGCAGCAGUUUAACCGUGUGGGUCGUGUGGAGCAUGGUUCUGUGGCUCUACCAGGGGUGAUCAGGUCUGGCUCUAUAGGAGCAGAGUCUCUCAGCAUGGGCACCAUGCCUUCUGCACAGCAACAGGUCAUCAUGGGACAGAUGCACCGAGGACACAUGCCACCACUGAGCUCGGCCCAGCAGGCCCUGAUGGGGACCAUCAACACCAGUAUGCAGGCAGUACAGCAGGCACAGGCUGAUCUGGGAGAGGUGGACAACCUGCCUCCUCUGGGACAGGACAUGGCGUCCAAGGUGUGGAUCCAGAACAAGGUGGAUGAGUCCAAACAUGAGAUCCACUCCCAGGUGGACGCCAUCACCGCAGGAACAGCUUCUGUGGUCAACCUCACCGCUGGCGACCCGACAGACACAGACUACACUGCAGUGGGCUGUGCCAUCACCACCAUCUCCUCCAACCUGACAGAGAUGUCUAAGGGUGUGAAGCUACUGGCUGCUCUUAUAGAGGACGACACGGGCGGGAGCAAUGACCUUAUGGGUGCCGCUAGGAACCUUGCUGGGGCCGUCUCUGACCUGCUCAAGGCUGUGGAACCUGCCUCCGGAGAGCCCCGUCAGACAGUGCUGAGUGCAGCAGGCAGUAUAGGCCAGGCCAGUGGAGACCUGCUGCUUCAGAUAGGAGAGAACGAGUCAGACGAGAGGUUCCAGGAGGUGCUGAUGAACCUGGCCAAGGCGGUGGCCAACGCGGCAGCCAUGAUGGUGCUGAAGGCUAAGAACGUGGCCCAGGUGGCAGACGACACGGUCCUACAGAACAGAGUCAUCGCUGCUGCCACGCAGUGUGCCCUCUCCACCUCCCAGCUGGUCGCCUGUGCCAAGGUGGUGAGUCCCACCAUCAGCUCCCCAGUGUGCCAGGAGCAGCUGAUUGAGGCAGGGAAGCUGGUGGACCGCUCAGUGGAGGGCUGUGUCCAGGCCUGUCUGUCUGCCACAGUCGACGGGGAGAUGCUGAAGCAGGUGAGUGCUGCAGCCAGUGUUGUCGGUCAGGCCCUGGGGGACCUGCUGGAGCAUGUAUGCCACUACGCCUCCCACGGCGAGCCCAUUGGUCGCUACGACCAGGCCACCGACACCAUCAUGACCGUAACAGAGAGCAUCUUCAGCUCCAUGGGAGACGCAGGAGAGAUGGUUCGUCAGGCCAGGGUCCUGGCUCAGGCCACCUCUGACCUGGUGAAUGCCAUGCGGUCAGAUGCUGAGGUGGAAGUGGAUGUUGACAACUCUAAGAAGCUUCUUGCUGCAGCUAAACUACUGGCAGACGCUACAGCCAGGAUGGUGGAGGCUGCUAAGGGCGCAGCGGCAUACCCAGAGAACGAGGACCAGCAGCAGAGACUGAGGGAGGCGGCUGAGGGGUUACGCGUGGCCACCAACGCUGCAGCUCAGAACGCCAUCAAGAAGAAGCUCAUUAACAGGCUCGAGAAUGCCGCCAAGCAAGCUGCAGCUGCAGCCACCCAGACCAUCGCUGCCUCCCAGAAUGCAGCAGCCUCCAACAAGAACACCGCCGCUCACCAGCAAUUGGUGCAGAGCUGCAAGGCCAUGGCAGACCACAUUCCCCGGCUGGUCCAGGGGGUAAGGGGCAGCCAGGCCCAGCCUGAAGACCUCACUACCCAGCUAGCCCUCAUCAUCACCAGCCAGAACUUCCUACAGCCUGGCAGUAAGAUGGUGACAUCAGCGAAGUCGUCUGUUCCCACGGUGAUGAACCAGGCCGCUGCUAUGCAGCUGGGUCAGUGUGCCAAGAACCUGGCCACCAGCCUGGCAGAGCUCAGAACCGCAGCACAGAAGGCCCACGAAGCCUGCGGCCCCAUGGAGAUCCACUCAGCUCUCACAGCCGUCCAGACUCUGAAGACUGAGCUCCAAGACGCCAAGAUGGCUGCCAUAGACAUGCAGCUGAAACCACUACCUGGAGAAUCGUUGGAGAAGUGUGCUCAGGAUCUGGGCAGCACCUCAAAGUCUGUGGGAUCCUCCAUGGCUCAGCUGCUCACCUGUGCUGCACAGGGCAAUGAACACUACACAGGGUUAGCAGCCAGAGAGACAGCCCAGGCCCUGAAGACUCUAGCCCAGGCAGCGCGGGGCGUGGCAGCCUCUACCACCAACCCUCAGGCAGCGGCGUCCAUGUUGGAUUCAGCCUGUGAUGUUAUGGAAGGCUCGGCCAUGCUGAUCCAUGAGGCCAAGCAGGCCCUGGUCUCUCCCGGUGACGCAGAGAGCCAGCAGAGGCUAGCCCAGGUGGCCAAGGCUGUGUCCCACUCUCUGAAUAACUGUGUCAACUGCCUGCCUGGCCAGAAGGAUGUGGACAUGGCCCUCAGGAGAAUUGGAGAGGCCAGCAAGAAACUGCUGGGAGAAACGCUCCCUCCAUCCACCAGGUCGUUCCAGGAGGCCCAGAGCGAGCUGAACCAGACCGCAGCAGAUCUGAACCAAUCAGCAGGAGACGUGGUCCAUGCCUCCCGUGGCUCCAGCACCCAGCUCGCAGACGCAUCUGGGAAGUUCAGCGAAGACUUUGAUGAGUUCUUGGACGCCGGCAUUGAGAUGGCUGGGCACACUCAGAGGAAAGAUGAGCAGAUCCAGGUGAUAGGUAACCUGAAGAACAUCUCCAUGGCUUCCAGCAAGCUGCUCCUGGCAGCCAAGUCUCUGUCUGUAGACCCUGGGGCAGCUAACGCCAAGAACCUUCUGGCUGCUGCUGCAAGAGCAGUGACAGAGAGCAUUAACCAGCUAAUCACACUGGCCACACAGCAGGCCCCGGGACAGAAGGAGUGUGACAAUGCCCUACGAGAGCUGGAGGCGGUGAAAGGAAUGCUAGCCAGCCCCAACGAGCCAGUCAGCAACCUCUCCUACUUCCACUGCAUCGAGAGCGUCAUGGAGAACUCCAAGGUCCUGGGAGAGUCCAUGGCUGGCAUUUCUCAGAACUGUAAAACCGGGGAUGUGCCAGCGUUUGGGGGCUGUGUGGGACUGGCCUCCAAGGCCCUGUGUGGGCUCACUGAGGCUGCAGGACAGGCCUCUUACCUGGUGGGCGUGUCUGACCCCAACAGUCAGGCAGGGCAUCAGGGGUUGGUCGACGCCAUCCAAUUUGCACGAGCCAAUCAGGCGAUCCAGAUGGCCUGUCAGAACCUGGUGGAUCCGGACAGUAGCCCCUCACAGGUGCUGUCGUCUGCCACCAUCGUAGCAAAGCACACAUCAGCUCUUUGCAACGCCUGUCGCCUGGCCUCCUCCAAGACAGCCAACCCCACAGCCAAGAGACACUUUGUCCAAUCUGCCAAGGAGGUGGCCAACAGCACAGCCAACCUGGUCAAAACUAUAAAGGCUCUGGAUGGUGAUUUCUCUCAGGAGAACAGGAACACGUGUCUGGUGGCCACAGCUCCACUCAUAGAGGCUGUUGAGAACCUCACAGCGUUUGCAUCUAAUCCAGAGUUCGCCAGCGUCCCUGCUCAGAUCAGCAAUGAGGGCUCUGCUGCUCAGGAGCCCAUCCUCCAAUCAGCUCGAUCCAUGCUGGACAGCUCCACCCACCUGCUGAAGACUGCACGUUCACUGGUUAUUAACCCCAAAGAUCCACCCACCUGGUCGGUCCUGGCUGGCCACUCUCGGACUGUGUCCGACUCCAUCAAAGGUCUCAUCACGGCCAUCAGGGACAAGGCUCCAGGCCAGAGGGAGUGUGACUACUCCAUAGAUAACAUCAACAGAUGUAUCCGGAACAUUGAGCAGGCCUCGCUAGCCGCAGUCAGCCAGAACCUGGCCAGAAGGGAUGACAUCUCACUGGAGGCCUUGCAAGAGCAGCUGACGUCCACAGUGCAAGAGAUUGGAUACCUAAUCGACCCAAUAUCUACAGCCGCCAGAGGGGAAGCUGCCCAACUAGGACACAAGGUGACCCAGCUGGCGGGCUACUAUGAGCCUCUGAUCAGGGCGUCGGUGGGCGUGGCGUCCAAGCUGCAGGACCACCAGCAGCAGAUGGCAUUCCUGGACCAGACUAAGACCCUGGCAGAGUCCGCUCUGCAGAUGAUCUACGCAGCCAAGGAGGGAGGAGGAAACCCCAAGGCGUCCCAUACCCAUGAUGCCAUAGCGGAGGCUGCUCAGCUGAUGAGGGAGGCGGUGGAUGACAUUAUGGUGACCCUGAACGAGGCCGCCAGCGAAGGGGGUAUGGUGGGCGCCAUGGUGGACUCCAUCACUGAGGCCAUGGGCAGGCUGGACGAGGGGACUUCUCCUGAACCAGAAGGAUCGUUUGUAGACUACCAGACUACCAUGGUGAAAUACUCCAAGGCCAUUGUGGUCACCGCCCAGGAAAUGAUGACCAAGUCUGUGACGUGUCCAGAGGAGCUGGGGGGUCUGGCCUCUCGGGUGACCACAGACUACAGCCAGCUGGCGCUGCAGGGACGUCUGGCCGCGCACACUGCAGAACCCCAGGAGAUUGGUUUCCAGAUCAAGGCUGGUGUCCAGGAGCUGGGUCACGGCUGUAUCUUCCUGGUGCAGAAGGCUGGAGCGCUGCAGAUCACCCCCUCAGACAGUUACACCAAGAGAGAGCUCAUAGAGUGUGCCCGCACCGUCACAGAGAAGGUGUCGAUGGUGCUGUCGGCCCUACAGGCUGGUAAUAAGGGCACUCAGGCCUGCAUCACAGCUGCCAGUGCUGUCUCUGGCAUCAUCGCUGACCUGGACACCACCAUCAUGUUCGCCUCCGCUGGCACACUCAACGCAGAGAAUGACGAGUCCUUCGCUGACCACAGGGAGAACAUAUUGAAGACAGCGAAGGCUCUGGUGGAGGACACUAAGAUGUUAGUGUCUGGAGCAGCGUCCGGUCAGGACAAACUAGCCCAAGCUGCCCGGUCCUCAGCUAAGACCAUCACACAGCUCACUGACGUGGUCAAACUGGGCGCCGCCAGCAUCGGCUCUGACGACCCAGAGACACAGGUGGUUCUGAUCAACGCAGUGAAAGACGUGGCCAAGGCCCUGGCUGAGCUCAUAGGAGCCACUAAGUGUGCUGCGGGCAAGGCUGCAGACGACCCGUCCAUGUACCAGCUGAAAAGUGCUGCCAAGGUGAUGGUGACCAACGUGACGUCCCUGCUGAAGACGGUGAAGGCUGUGGAGGACGAGGCCACGCGGGGGACCAGAGCCCUGGAGGCCACCAUUGAAUGUAUUAAACAGGAACUCACGGUGUUCCAGUCUAAGGACGUCCCGGAGAAGUCGACCACGCCUGAAGAGUUCAUCCGCAUGACCAAGGGCAUCACCACGGCAACAGCCAAAGCAGUGGCGGCUGGGAACUCUGCACGACAGGAGGAUGUGAUCUCCACAGCUAACCUGAGUCGCAAGGCCAUCUUCGACAUGCUGACCACAUGCAAGCAAGCAGCUUACCACCAGGAGGUGAACAAGGGCGUACGGAGCAGAGCGCUGCUCUACGGGACAGAGUGCACCACAGGUUACAUUGACCUACUGGAGCAUGUGCUGCUGGUCCUCCAGGGGCCUACAGCAGAGCAGAAGCAGCAGCUGGUGUUCUACUCUAAACGUGUUGCUGGAGCUGUUACUGAACUCAUCCAGACUGCUGAGGCCAUGAAAGGCACAGAGUGGGUGGACCCAGAGGACCCCACAGUGAUAGCAGAGACAGAGCUGUUGGGGGCGGCAGCGUCCAUCGAAGCAGCGGCUAAGAAACUGGAGCAGCUGAAACCCAGAGCCAAGCCCAAGCAAGCAGAUGAAACGCUGGACUUUGAGGAGCAGAUCCUGGAAGCAGCUAAGUCCAUCGCUGCGGCCACCAGUGCCCUGGUCAAGUCUGCUUCAGCUGCCCAGAGAGAGCUGGUGGCUCAGGGCAAGGUGGGCUCUAUUCCAGCUAACGCAGUGGAUGAUGGUCAGUGGUCCCAGGGUCUCAUCUCAGCGGCCAGGAUGGUAGCAGCAGCCACCAGUAACCUGUGUGAGGCAGCUAAUGCCUCGGUCCAGGGCCAAGCCAGUGAGGAGAAGCUGAUCUCGUCAGCCAAGCAGGUGGCAGCCUCCACAGCCCAGCUCCUAGUGGCCUGUAAGGUUAAAGCUGACCAGGACUCUGAGGCCAUGAGGAGACUACAGGCUGCUGGUAACGCAGUAAAGAGGGCGUCGGACAACCUGGUCCGAGCGGCCCAGAAAGCAGCGUUCCACAAGGCAGACGAUGACAACGUGGUGGUCAAGACCAAGUUUGUGGGAGGAAUCGCUCAGAUCAUUGCAGCCCAGGAGGAGAUGCUGAGGAAGGAGAGAGAGCUGGAGGAGGCCAGGAAGAAGCUGGCUCAGAUCAGACAGCAGCAGUACAAGUUCUUACCCAGUGAACUACGGGAGGACGAGAACUGAGCUAUACCCUGCUGCAUUGCCAUGCUGCCGCUGUGUGUGUGUGUGUGUGUGUGUGUGUGUGUGUGUGUGUGUGUGUGUGUGUGUGUGUGUGUGUGUGUGUGUAUUGAGCGCAUUUGUACCUGUGUGUGUAUAUGUAGUAUGUUACCACACACACGAGCGGUGGCCCAAAUGGACUUUCUCAGUGUGCAGCAAGGUUAAGUUGGCCUUUUAAUGUGCCCACUCAACCAGUGGGGUCAAGCCCAGAAUGGGACAUGGAUAGCCACUGUCUACUACACCUGCAUGGUCUUUAACUACCAGGAGUUGUCUACUACCACUAUGACUUGGCUUGUAACGGUCUGUUACUCUGCAUUACCUGCCAGUUAACCUACACCGGAAUAGUCUUCUCUAGAAGCAAUGGAUUUGUAACAGGUGAACAAGCUGAAAAUGUGCAUGCUAAUAGUUUGAAUGUCUUUCUCUAUGGAGCUAUACAUUUGAUGUGAUUAGAUACCAGUGUUGACAUUGAAUCUCCAAACUAAGGGGAUAUUUCUAGAUGUUAGCAUGGUCUUAACCUUUUGGCCGGACUUUCUUUCAUAAAGGAAGAAGAGUGUGAUAUGUUAGGUGCAUACAGUACAUUAGGCAUUUACACACACAUUGCUAUUCAUUUCCUCUUUUGUGAGAAAUUAUAGCAUUUCAUAGAUAUUACUAGUGUUUGAAAUGUCACACGUAUGUGAUUUGACCCUUAUGUCAGC